AUGAAGAUUAGUUACACUUAUCUCGCCGUCACGUUCUUGGUCGCCUUUAUUUUGAUUGUCACGGCAAGCGAAUCAAGAAAGGGUUUGCAAAUCGGCGUCAAGCGUAGGGCCAGUCCAGAAAGUUGUACCAUGAAAUCGAGGAAAGGAGAUGUGCUUCAUAUGCAUUACACGGGAACCUUGGAAGAUGGUACAGAGUUUGAUAGCAGCAUUCCUCGAAAAGAACCAUUCACAUUCACAUUGGGGACUGGCCAAGUGAUAAAGGGCUGGGAUCAGGGCCUUCUUGGUAUGUGUGAAACAGAGAAAAGAAAAUUGAUCAUUCCAUCUGAAUUAGGUUAUGGCGAUCGCGGUUCACCACCCAAAAUUCCAGGUGGCGCAACUUUGAUAUUUGAGGUGGAGCUACUAAAGAUUGAUCGAAAAGAGGAACUCUAA
Molecule: messenger RNA, 429 nt
Organism: Helobdella robusta
Lineage: Eukaryota; Metazoa; Annelida; Clitellata; Rhynchobdellida; Glossiphoniidae
Exons: 4
Coding region: 1-429 (142 amino acids)
Biological process (GO): protein peptidyl-prolyl isomerization
Molecular function (GO): peptidyl-prolyl cis-trans isomerase activity
Source: RefSeq, a predicted model, not a curated record